This is a messenger RNA of Bipolaris maydis ATCC 48331, 639 nucleotides long. RefSeq lists its product as uncharacterized. The record is from RefSeq and is a predicted model, not a curated record. Lineage: Eukaryota; Fungi; Ascomycota; Dothideomycetes; Pleosporales; Pleosporaceae.
AUGUCAGAACUAUCGCAGGCCGACGCCCCAUGCUCUGAUGAACCCGUGUUUUUCUGGAAACAAGGCGAAAGCAAUGGCUACCUCUGCCAAUGGUACGCCUCACCCUUCACCGUCUCAGACACCACGUAUGCGACAUGCGAAAUGUACAUGAUGAUUCAAAAAGCGCUGCUGUUCAACGACGACGAGACGGUACAAAAAAUGGUCCGAACAACCGAUGCACGCAAACACAAGGGACUAGGGCGCAAGGUGCAAGGCUUUGAUCAGGCUGUCUGGGAUAAGCAUAAAUUCGACGUCGUUGUGCAGGCAUCAUAUUACAAGUUUACUAUUGGCCGACAUGCAGAGCGCCUGCGGGGUAUGCUGCUUGCAACUGGCGAACGCGAGCUGAUCGAGGCGAGUCCGUUUGACCGUGUGUGGGGCAUCGGAUUCAAGCAGGCAGAUGCCAUGCUGAAUCGCGAGUUUUGGGGCGAGAACCUACUGGGGAAGGCGCUAAUGGAAGUGAGGAAGCGGUUGAGGGACGAGGAGAAGGAAAAGGAGGAGCAGGCGAGGCUGGAGCGCGAGCAGUGGGAGCAGGAUUUGUUGGGUAGAGUGAGCUUACCGGCAAAUAGGAGGAGGGAUCAAGAGCGAGAGGCGAGCAGGUGA